AGCAGCGCGCCAAUGCGCGCCGCCGACGCGCGCACACAGAGCGCGCCCACCGACACGUACAGGCAGCAGCAUGCACACAGACGCUCUUUACCCAGAUCGCCGCAACAAGGUGUUUUCCCUUCAUUGCAAGAGAAAGUCUGAAUCACUGGAGUUUAAACCAAGUUGUCAGGAUGUUUCAUCAGAGGAAUGGAUCGCUCUCAAAGUCUCGUCUCAACUCUGUCAGCAUUUUAUUUUUGCGUCUCACUGCUGGGUUUCUUCUCCUGACACGUUAUUGUGGAGGUCAACCUAAGGUGGUCGGUCCGUCUAUGCCAAUAGUUACAUUAGCUGGUGAUGACAUCAUGUUGCCGUGUCACCUGGAGCCUGCUGUCGACGCUGCCUCCACAGCGGUGGAGUGGACCAGACCUGACCUGACACCCAGGUUUGUCCAUUUGUGGCGUUCUGGUGAAGAGCUUCUAGAUGAUCAGCAUCCGUCGUACAAAGACAGAACAUCAGCGUCCCUCUGCAGACUGAACCGAGGAGACAUUUCACUGAAACUGUCCAAAGUGAAACUGUCUGAUGCAGGAAAAUACAGAUGUUUCCUUCCAGAGUUGGAAAGAGACUCAGACGCCAUGGUUCAGCUUGUUGUUGGUGUCGUCUCCUCGCUCAGCGUAGAGAUUUCCAAAGUCAGCAGUGGAGUGACACUGUUGUUAGACUGUGAGUCUUCUGGCUGGUAUCCAGAGCCUGAGGUGUUGUGGCUGGACGGUGAGGGAAAGCUCCUCUCUGCUGGACCUACAGAGACAGUCAGAGGUCCUGAUGACCUCUAUACUGUCAGCAGCAGAGUGACUGUGGAGAAGAGACACAGCAACAGCUUCACCUGUAGAGUCCACCAGAAGGACACCAACCACACCAGAGAGACACACAUCACUGUUGGAGAUCUCAUGGUCCAGUGUAGUACUGCUGCUCGUAUCAGUAUCUUCUUCACUGUGUGGAUCAUGGCUGUGGUUACAGUUGGCCUCGUUUUGUGGAAAUUGGGACUGUACAAAACCAAAACCACUGACAGCAGCAUAGAACUCCAGCAGCUGAUGGGAGGAGAAGAAGGAGAGAGGCUGAUGACGAAAAGUGAAAAAAGUUCUUAUUUGGACAAUGCAAAGGCAGAACUUGACGAGGAAUCACAGAAGAAUGAGGGAGAACUGCAACAUGUACUACAUGUGAUUACAACACUAACAGAACAGAAGAAUAAUCUGAAGAACCAGAGAGAGAAACUCAUCUUACUCCUGCAGGAGGACAAGAUCCUGAUAGAGGAGAUCAAGAAGAAGCUGAAGGAGGGAAGAAUGAUGAAGAAAGACACAAAAAAGGAAAAGCGUGAAAAGACCAGAGAGGAUCUGGAGAAGAGAAGAGAAGAACAUGAGGAACUGUUAAAGAACACAGAUAAACUACUGGAGACAACAGAAGAGAUGGUUAUUAGAAUGAUAGAAAGGAAGGGGAAACUAGAGAGAAAUAAGGAGAAAAUAAAUAAAGACCUGAAAGAGAUAGAGAGACAGAGAGGAGAGAUUCAGAGGAAACUUCAGUCAGAACAGUCAGAGAGAGAAGAUGAAAGAAAUAAUACAUCAUACAAGAUACUGGUGUAACCAUUUAAAAUAUUGUUUGUAUUAAUUUUAAAUCCAUAAACAGGUUACUCCUGAAACUUCAGAUUUCAGUCCAUCACUCCUUUUGCGAAUAUAAUAUAUAUUGAGAUAUAUAUUUUUCAUGUGUUUCAUUAUGUUUUUAUUACACUGUGGUGUCAUUUGCUCAUGUGGUAUUUGUUGUAAAUUCAUGUCAGACUGUAGUUCAUUUGUGUGAUUAAAUAAUCCUGAAUAAUUCAUUCUAUUAACAUUGGUAUCUACAAAAAUGUAGUUUAAGUUAAUUGAUGUACUCGUCGUUUGACCCUCUGAACCCCAACAAGCUGUUUCAGAGAGUUUUUUUUGUUUUAUUGCUCUUUUUACAUUUUCCUCACUGUGUCCUUGUAAUUCACUGCAACAUAUACAAUCUCUAUACAUCUAUGAGUCCUGCAGCUCUGUGGAAUCAACACAAUCAUGGCUAGAAGUGGGAACAACUCAAACAUGUCACCAGUUUUCUCCACAUAUUGUACAUAUUGAAGUAUUGUCAUGUUUCCAGCCUCUCCUGUCCUCUCCCCUCUGCUCUGUGUAAACAGCAUUUUGUCACGCUUUAUCUUAAAUGAUACAUGUAGAAUAAAGAGAUGCUGACAGAAGUAUCACUAUUUUAUUUUUCUUCAUUUUGGUCACUUCUUCUAAUGGAAUUUUAUGUAACUGAUGAUCUGUUCAAGGACCGUCAAAAAGUUCAAAGUUCGGUGAUAAUGCAUGUUUUUACAGUUUUUUUGUAUCAAAACUGUAUUUUUGAUAUAUAUAAUAUAUUUUUACUUGUUUGUUUGCUUCAGAUUACAAUAAACUUCACUCUAACAAUAAACUCGACUUUCUCUGGAGAUGAAAUCACUAAAAACAUAACCACUCAACAGAAAAUCGUCAAAAAUGCAAGUAAGACUGUUUUACAGUUUCUC
Messenger RNA from Centropristis striata (black sea bass), 2533 nucleotides. RefSeq names its product butyrophilin subfamily 3 member A2-like. The transcript has 6 exons. Bases 171 to 1607 code for a protein of 478 amino acids. Lineage: Eukaryota; Metazoa; Chordata; Actinopteri; Perciformes; Serranidae. The record is from RefSeq and is a predicted model, not a curated record.